UUUGCAAUCUGAAAAAAGAGAAGCAUAAUUAUUUUGUAUUUAUUGCAUAUAUUUAUGCAUGUUUAGACUAAGAAUUUGUUGGAGCUUAAAAGUAAGAUUGUCAACUCGCAGUACAGCCAGCAAGGGUAUGGCGACACCGUUGCAGAAUGAGGACAACAAACUGGAUACUUUUCGGCGAAUCUGUGAUGAAAUAGCUUCGGAGUCAAGUUACCUGCGAAAGGUGGAGAGGCUGGAGGGAUUCUUUAAGAAGGGAUCAAAAGGCACGGUGUUUGAGGGUGAUUUUUUGCUGUGGGUGCAAUUCCUCAUUCCCGGGGCCACUCAGCGUGUGUACAAUCUGCAGAAUAAAGCUUUAAUAAAAUUGUUUUCUCGGAUCUUAAACAGUGAUCAGAAUCAGAUGCAAUUAGACCUAGAGCAGGAUGGUGAUGUUUCCGAGACGCUUCGGAAGCAUUUUGCUGCCUCUGCCAAACUGAAACCACAAACGCAGAGUAAACUCUACCUACAGGAAGUGGACGAACUGCUUAGACAAUUAGAACAGAAGACCAAGGAGGAUGACCAGACUGAAUUGCUAAAAGAGCUGUGCAAGAAAGCCACUGAAUUGGAUCUACGCACUUUCAUCCGCCUUAUUAAGCAGGAUCUGCGCAUAAAUGCUCGUGCACGGCAUAUUCUUGAUGCUUUCGGUCCCCUAGCAUAUCCUGCCUAUCAAUCCUCUCGUGACCUUACUGCCAUUGUGCAACAAUUCGCUGGCAAAGCCGUCAAAACUCAGGCUAAAAGUCCAGCCAAGAAAUUAAAAACAACUACAAGUGCAAUUCAGGUAAUGACCCCCAUAUCACCAAUGCUGGCCAAUGCUUGCAAGUCGGUGGAGGAGGCCUUUAAAAAGAACCCUGCUGGUCUGUUCGGAGAGGUCAAAUACGACGGAGAGCGCGUACAGAUUCACAAAAAGGGUAAAGAGUUCAAGUUCUUCAGCCGAAAUUUGAAGCCGGUGAUGGAUCACAAAAUCAAGCGACUGACAGAGUAUAUUCCACGUGCGUUUCCUGGUGCUGGUGAUAUGAUUCUGGAUUCGGAAAUUAUACUAGUCGAUACUGAGACGGGUGCUUUACUACCUUUUGGCACUUUGGGUGCUCACAAGAAGCAUGAGUAUGCCAAUGCCUCGGUUUGCCUAUUUGUCUUCGAUUGCAUACUCUAUGAUGGCGAGGAUUUGAUGCAGCUCGAAUUCCGCAAGCGUCGAGAAAUACUCGAACAAAACAUUGAACCCAUCAAAUCCUAUGUACAGCUAUCAGAAUCGCAGUUCCUGAAGACUAAGAGCGAACUGGCCAUGAUGACAGCGAAGGUAUUGCAGGCCAAUCUAGAAGGUGUGGUGUUAAAAAAUCCUAAUGGGACUUAUCAGCCUGGCAAACGGAACUGGUUAAAGGUCAAAAAGGAUUAUCUUUUUGAUGGUAAAAUGGCUGACACAGCAGAUUUGGUUGUGCUUGGUGCCUGGUAUGGAUCUGGCAAAAAAGGCGGUGUGCUGAGCAUUUUCCUAAUGGGCUGUUAUGAUCCAAAAGAUCGUUUGUGGAAAACAGUCACCAAAGUGCACUCGGGUCUGGAUGAUAGCACAAACGAUGAAAUACAUGAGAAUCUGAUGAAGCUAACCACGCGUGCUGAUGCCAACAAGACGCCCAAUUGGCUGCUGUGCAAGAAAUCACUCGUGCCCGAUGUGCUGGCCGUAGAUCCACAAAAAAUGCCAGUGUGGGAGAUAACUGGUGCAGAAUUUACAAAAUCCGAAGCUCACACUGCGGCAGGCGUUUCCAUACGAUUUCCAAGGAUCACGCGAUUGCGUAGCGAUAAAACUUCAAAGGAAGCAAACGAUUUGCCUCAUCUUUUAAAUUUGUAUGAAGCUUCAAAGAAGAAUGUUAAUGUCGAUCUAUUGUUGGCCAAUUGUGAUAACGAUAAGGAUGGAUUGGAGAAAAAACUGGCACAGGAGAAGACGCCAGAGAAGAGAAAAUCAUUGGAAAACAGUGCUAAGAAAUCUAAGAAAUCCAUCAGUAAAGAGGAUGAAGACUCUCAAUGUAGUAGUAAAAUGAUAAAACGUGAAGUAAAUAAACCUUCACAAAAAGGACUACAAUACUACUUUAAGCCAGAUAAAAUUCAAAAUAAUGUGAAAUCUGAGCUUAAAACAGAAGUCAAAACUGAACUCAAAACUCAAGUUAAAAGUGAAACACAUACAGCUAUGGAAGUAGAUGAAAACACGCCAAAACAAGUAAAGAGCAAGCUAUUUUCAGGAUUGGUGGCGCACUUUACAAAGGAUGCCACCAAGUCUAAGCAAAUGCAGGAAUUCGUUCAACAUGGUGGUUCUCUAACAACGAAUACACAAAAGGCUGCUCUGGCAUUCUAUAAUACAAAUACCAGUGUAAAUUUGGCGCACCUGAGGCCCCUUUACCGCCGCAGAUGUCGCCAUUUAACCGUUAGCUGGUUGGACAGAUCCAUAGAGACCCAGACCCUUCAGCCUUAUCCACUUUACGCCGUACUGUUAAAAUCGUAACCAUGUCGGUCUUAUCUUUAAAAUAUUUAUACCCUCUACUGUUAUUAUUGCUAUUCUAUGUACUUGUACAUGUUUAUAUUUCUGUGCGAUAUAUAUUUAUUUCAAUUUAUCAAAA
Drosophila willistoni is the source of this 2633-nucleotide messenger RNA. RefSeq names its product DNA ligase 3 (gene DNAlig3). The record is from RefSeq and is a predicted model, not a curated record. Gene Ontology annotation, molecular function: DNA binding; DNA ligase (ATP) activity; ATP binding. NCBI's taxonomy places the organism in Eukaryota, Metazoa, Arthropoda, Insecta, Diptera, Drosophilidae. The coding region runs from base 59 to 2518 and encodes 819 amino acids. The transcript is spliced from 4 exons. Gene Ontology annotation, cellular component: DNA ligase III-XRCC1 complex. Gene Ontology annotation, biological process: lagging strand elongation; double-strand break repair via alternative nonhomologous end joining; DNA recombination.